Ruditapes philippinarum (Manila clam) is the source of this 5406-nucleotide messenger RNA. RefSeq names its product focadhesin-like. Bases 2 to 5395 code for a protein of 1797 amino acids. The record is from RefSeq and is a predicted model, not a curated record. Lineage: Eukaryota; Metazoa; Mollusca; Bivalvia; Venerida; Veneridae. The transcript has 38 exons. Gene Ontology annotation, biological process: regulation of post-transcriptional gene silencing.
UAUGUUUCAGACUAUUGAAAGGCUAUUCAAUGAUGUUAAGAAGAAGAAGCCAAAGGGACAGCUGCUGUCUUCUGCUACUCCUGAGUUUGUGGAGUUGAAAGCACUAUGGCAGUACACAUGCUCAGAACAAGGUCAGGUUGCUAGGCAAUGCAGCCAGUUGUGGAUACAACUUUUAAAGGAACAGUGUGCAGAUUUCACUUACGUUCUUAAUGGGUUUUUGAAUCAAGUACCAACUUCAAAGAAUCUAUGUGGUGUUGUGAUGGGGGUGUCAGAGAUGUUAACCCUACAAGUCAUUUUGAAAUGUGCGGCUAAUGAGGAAUAUGUGUGUCCAUAUGAAAUCAGAAGUCCACCACAUCCAUUCAUAUCAAUUAUUACAAACAGACCUGCAGAGUCAUGGCCCUUGAUUUUAGAACAGAUUGACAGAUUGUUCACCCAUUCUGAUCGAAGAGUCCAAGAGAAUGUUUUUGUGAUGUUGGAUCCUUUUAUCAAAUUUGUAUUAUUGGACCCAAAGUGUAGUGAACAGUAUAGUAAAUUACGGUCUAACAUGAAAGUGAGGCUGGUGAAUCAGGUCGGAAAGGUUGAUGAUCGUGAAUUGAGAAAUGAAUACAUGAAAUACCUUAUAGACUUGCUGUCCAAGAUGCAGGUUGACACUGCAGACAAUACUGUAGAAACAGCGGAGUAUUGUAUUCAACUUCUUCAUCUCUAUGGUAACCAUGCAGAAAGUCUUGACCAUUGUCAUGGUAACAGGAUAAGUGUGUAUGUCCUUGAACUGUGUCAGAUAUAUCAGGAGAAGAAUCUGGACAGUUACUCUCUAAUCCUGGCUGUCCUGGAAAUGUCUAAACACACACCUGAGGUACUAUGUACGGAUGUGAAUAUUUGUACUCUUGCCCAGCUUAUUCUGCAGGCAUCUAAUGAUGAUAAAAUUCUUCUACUAAAGAUAGUGAAAGCUGUUUUGGAGAAUGGACAUGGAAUUUUAAACCCUCUCUGUGCUGGACUGGUGUCAAUGGCAGCCAUUAAUGUCAUAGCAACCCAACAGACUGCUACCAUGACAACACAGCAUAAACUGCUGACAUCACUGGCUUCUGAUGUCAUACGUCUGCUGGAGAAAUACCAAAUGAAUUCAUCUCAAGAUGUAAGAGAAGAACUGAAUACAAACUUGUUGUCUAGUAAUGGCUACAUGACACGUGCAUUUGUGCAACUGGCUCGUUCUUUCUCCAGAAAUUCCUCUUUUCUGGAAACAUGGCUCUUUACAAUACAGAAGCACUUAGCAAGGAAGGAGACUGUGUCACCAUGUUUGACAAAUUUACUGGUAUCUGUCCUGAUAAAGUUCCCAGAUGAGGAGAUCAGUCUGCUUGUCAUAGACAGAUUGUCUGAUGUUGUGAAAUCAGACCCGUCACAGGGUUUGUACCUGCUACCUGUUUACCUGUAUGUUAUAGGAAAGAGCUGCUGUCCUAAAGUAAAUCUUCAUGUAUUGAAUGCACUUCCAAAACUUGCAACUCACAAGUUCAAUGUGGCACCUGUCCUGAAGACCAUUUUGAAUUUGGCCCAGUCUCCAAAAAUGAAGAGUUUGUCGAUUAAGCUUUUGACGGAAUUGUGGGCCUUGCAAGAUCGAUGUUUCCCUCAUAUUUUAAAGGCAAUAACAGAAAGUGAAAAAGGAAGUAUGAAAAUAGGGUCUGUGAUCGAUGAUGUGACCUUGGCAAAGGCAAUGGCAAUAAAAGAGAUAUGUAGAUUAAGGCCAGAGCAGCAUGGUGCGGAGAUGUUAGGACCUCUCUCGGAACUGUUGACUUCCAGUAGAGAUUUGAGCAGUUCACCUGUAGCAGCUCUCUGUCUGGAGGCACUGUACUAUGUCUGUGAGGCGGAGAUGAUAGACAUAAUGUCUGCAUGGAAAGUGUUAGAGUCACAACUCAUAACUGACACAAGAGUUGUUGUGAUGGUAAAGACAUGUGAACUGUUGUCAUUGGUACCCAGCUUGCAAGUUAAAACUGCUGAAUAUGAGGAUUUCCUAUCUGAGAGUGUCCGUAGAUUAUGGUUACUAACACAGUGUGAUGUAGAAAUGGUGAAAUCUGCAGCUUUUUCUGCUCUGUCCAAAUACAGUCAGGAGCACUUUAAAAUAUCCCACUUUAAAUACCAGAUCGUGAAAGAGUUUGUGGAGCAAGGGGAGGCAAUCCUUGCAGCAAGUGAGAAUGAGGGAGAUACAAUUGAUACAGUUAUACCAUCGGUUCCUGGCAUCUGCUACACUAGACUGCUCUCAGAAUUACAUGGUUUAACUCUGACAGGUUUUCUUGACUUUUUAUCAGCUAUGGUAGGGAAAGAAGCUGAGAAUCUCCCACGGGGCAUCUACUUCACGUCACUACGGCAACAAGGGUCUUUAUCAAAUCAGAGCAAGGAAUUGACUGCAAUUCCUAAUUUUGUCCAAUCACAGUAUGACAAAAAUAAACAACCUGGUUUAAGGGCAAGUCUUGCAGUUGCUCUGCUGUUCACAUAUGAUCCAAAGAUAGAAGUAGGACGUGAUGGAAGACCAAGGAAGCACUACAUGCUAUCCCAUGGCAAGAAUUAUCAACAAGUGUUUAAUACGUUACUUCAAGAUGUACCAGUACAACCCUCAGAUUGGUACCGUACAUCUCUCAUGGGACAGGCUUGGACUGCCUUUGUUGACAGACUUUUCUCAGCAAUGUUACAGGCAAGGAAAGCAGAGAUAGAUCUUCAGUUAAAUAGAGAUUUUAUUGAUGAGAAAGAGGCUGAAGAAAAGAAGUUGUCAGCUUGGUUCUGGGUACGAGACAGCAUUAUGGACAUGAUUAAGAAGUCAACCAGGGGCAAUCCAUCAGUUCAGUUCAACGCUGUUCUUGCCCUGUCCGGUUUGGCUCGGAGCGUUCACAGGUACAUAUCAAGUUUGGAUAGUGAAGAGAGGAAGAGAAUGGAUGAUGUCACGGAGCACACAAGUCAUUCUCAUUGGCUAGUCAUUAUGAUUGACAGCUGUAUGUCACUGAUUGAUUUCACGUACAUGCCAAAAUCUACAUUGUUCGGAUUAUGUCAGCAGCGUUCUGUAGAUGACAGACUUCCAGCCAGCAUUUUAGCUCAGGCGGCAGGAAUUUUGGCUCUUUGCCAAAUAGCAUCUCUUAUUAUGAAUAAUUACAUAGAGCUUGUUUAUCAACUUCUGGACAUGUUAAUACAAUGGUUACCAGGGAAACAGUCAGAUGAUGACUGUCCACCAGUUUUACAUUUCUUCCGCUCUUUGGGUCUCGGAGUAUUCCUUGAUCAACUGAUAUCUUCAAAUUUCACAGAAAUUGCAGGUUCCAAAGGCAGUUUGGCAGUAUGGAAAGCUUUAGACAAACUUGAAGAGUGUUGUCUGUCUGACUCUGAACACAGGACUGGGGCAUUGUUGGGUCUCUCUGUAAGUCUGGGUACACUUUGUCAAGAUGGUAAAACCGAAUCAAGAGUGCAUAUUUCAGCAAUACAUGCCAAACUAAAAGAUGCAUUAAAACAAGCACCAAGAGAACAUUCAAAUUUUCAAGUGUUAUGCACAUGUAUAGGUUUAGUGACUGGAACUGGUUUUGUUUCAAACAUCUUGGAUAAGUCUUGUUUUGAUGAAACCCUAGCCAUUAUACAGGAUCUUACUGACACUAAUACACAGGGUGCAGGAAUUUGUUUAGCCCUUGGAAGUUUAUGUUUUGCUGGAGAGAUUGGAGGGCACCCAGAAAUUUCUCAACUGAAACAGAAACUGAUAUCUGACUGGAAAACAACAUUGACCAAAGCAGACGGCACAGAGUUAGAGAGAGUAGCCUCCCUUUAUGGUCUGGUGUCGGUAAUGGGAUAUAAUGGAUUGUAUGGAAAUGAUGAUACCAAAUCAUUAUCUACUUCAAGAGCUGGCAUUGAUACUGUCAUAAAAAGCAUCAAAGACCUAGUGACCUCUUGUGACCUUGUUGGUAUCCAGGCAACAGCUGGCUGGUUGCUAGGCACUAUAUACAUGUCAGCUUCAAGCACUAAUUACAGCUCAUCAGUAUCUGCACCGGGCACAUACAGCUAUCUACAGGAAAACAGUAUUCUACGGGCAGUGGUUGACUUCCUAAUUCAAGCAGGAAAACAAGGUCCUGAAUUUAUUCCAAGUAAACAAGUUGAAGCCUGCCUUGUAAGUCUGCAAAGGGAAGUAACUGCAACUUUACCACCACUUAAUUGGAUGGGGAUUUUGUCUCCCUUAAUGAAAUUGCAAUUUGAUGAGGAGAUAAAGUUACUAUGUAUCAAGUUAGCUGUGAAGUUAAGCAGUUCUUCAUCAUCUGCCGCUCUAUUUUUAGCUGCAUGGAUUGUACCGCCACUCUUCAACACACUUCCGGUAAAAUUCCAGUGUUUGCUGUUAUCCUCUGCUGGACAUUAUGUCAAAACUGUUACCCCUGACGUCCUGAAAUCAUUUUUGGACAAAUGCUGUAGACCAGUUUUUGCAACAUCGUCUGCUGAAACAGGAAGUAAAGAAGGGAGAGCACUCAAAAUUGCAGUAUUAAAGGGACUUCACUCUUCCCUUGCUGUUCAUGACCCACCAGAAUCAGUAACAGCAAUGUUGUAUGAUAUGGUUGAGUUUGUUUACCAACAUACUGGUAGUGAAUCUGACGUUGAUGUAUUGAUAAAUCUGGCUGAAUGUUUACGUAAUAUACCAGACUCCCUGCUUGAUAAAAUAACAACUGGAGACUGUACCUGCAAGGACUCUGUGACACGAGGGACAUUCAUACGUAGUUUCCUUGUUGCUAAUGGUAACCAGCCCAUCACACUACUAAACAGCUGUAUAGAUGCUACCUUUAAUACUGAAUGUGACAGAGACAAAGUUUUGAGUAUCUUAGUUCACAGUUUCCAACGUAUGAUGAUGUUAGAAGGAACGAAAAAACCAACUUUACAAUGUGUACAAUGGCUACAUGAAAUUACUGGCCAUUGUCGAAACAUUGCCAUGGGAACGUUUAAACUGACAGCAGAAGAUGCUGAUAUAAGCAAGGCAACACAAUUUGCUGUCAAUAUAAUAGCUGCAGCUGUGUGUUUGUGGACCUCAAGGUCAUCUGUAGCUUCCCUGCUUAACAUCAACUUUGACCUUUUAACUGUGCCAACAUCGGGCUGUGAGGAGGGCAGUGAUUGGCUGGAAAAGUGCUUUGAGCAUGACGACGGAAGAAUUGAUUGGUCCACUGGUAUCAAACCAUUAAAUUGUAUGCAAGCGUACAUACAGAAUUUAACAUCAGAGCCAUGGAAUCAAAUUUUGCAGAAAAUUGUCGACUGGCAUGUUGCUAUGUUUGAAACAGCAGAAGACAUAGUAUCAAAGGACAUGAAGAGAAAGCUUAUGGAAUGCCUCUUCUGUUUGCGACAUUGUGCAGAAUUCAAGAAGUUAACUACAUGGACAAAAGCAGUGAUGUUUACAGUCUAAUUAUAGAAAUC